GCCCACUACCACUACCUCUCCGGGGCCUCUCUCUGGGGUUUUGGGCCACUCCACUCCAAGGCAAAUGGCCAGUCUUGUGUGGGACUCGGCUACGAACGGUUGCCUUUUUGCUCAGUGUUACUCGCCCCUAGUUCCUCGCUUUUUCUUGAUCGUUUUCGGGCGGUUUUCCAAUCGAAACGAACCAAAAAUCGCACACAUAAAGAGUCAUUAUAUAAACAGAAGAUCUACAACACCUUAAUGCACACGCACACACCUCUCUCACUAUAAAUAGCCCACGGAAAUCGGUAAAUAAAUAAAUCGGAGAGCGGCAAAGUAAAAGUUCUAGGAAGAAAAUCUAAUUGCGACUUUGCGAAAAAGAUGGUGAACUAAACGAAAAACGUUGAUUAUAAUGAGAGAAACGCACUUAAUAUAAGGAACACUCGUACUUAAAAAAUCCGUGACCACAAGAACAGUUAAUUGAAGAAUUCAAGCUGCAAAAGUGAAAUGUUGGCGAGAUGUAUUUUGUUUCUCACCUGGCUGGCGGUUUGCAACGCGACUGGGAAAACGGACGAUCAGUUGAUGAAGCUCCCCGCCUGCGCGGCCAAACAGGGCGAGUGCGAUGAUAACGAGGGUCCCGUCUGCGGCACCGAUGGCCAAACCUAUCCCACCAGGUGUCAUCUGCUGCGGGCGCAGUGCGGCGGUCACCAGGUGAGCCUCAAGUACAGCGGCUCCUGCAAUGCCUGUCUGGAGGCGGUGAAGUUCGCUCGUCGUCAGCAGGAACGUGAUCCGGAUUACUUUGUGCCCCGGUGCCGGAAGGAUGGCAACUUUGCGGCGAUGCAGUGCUAUGGGAACAACGGAUGCUGGUGCAGCGAUAGUCAAGGUAGGCCCAUCGAGGAUGCCACCAAGCAGAUCCGGCGAAAGGGGAAACUCCGCUGCAGGGCCAAUAGACGCGGUCGUCGCCGCCUGGCAUCGCACCAGAUUGGCUAUAAUCCGGACACCUCGGCCUCCAAGGGAAGUUCCGAGGCAGGAUCUUCAGCCCACCGACCCUGCAGCAAAUCUGAUCGCUUGCUGUUCAACACUAACCUGAUGCGCAUGUUCCGAAACGAGGCUCAGAGCUUUUUCCGCCAGCCAUCUUUGUCCGACUCCCACAUCCUGGAGUGGAAGUUCUCCAAGCUGGACACGAAUGGCAACAAGUUGCUCGACCGCCAGGAGGUUAGAGAGCUGAAAAAGGUCCUCAGGCGGAACGUUAAACCUCGUCGAUGUGGACGCACCUUUGGGAAAUACUGUGAUGUUAUCAAGGAUUCGAAUCUAAAUUGGUUGGAGUGGAGCAUAUGUUUUACCAAGGAGUUUCAUAACCGUAGUGCUGUUGUAAAUCUUCUGGCAAACAGUGCGGCCACCGCCCCACCCCACUCCACCCACUAUAAUAUCCACAACACGCACGUCAAUGACCAUCACCGAGGUCAUACCAACACCAUCGUCAGUGGAAGCAGUCCGCACACGUACUCCGAGGAUGCGAGUGGCAGUGAGGAGCACGAGGACAACUACGAGGACAGCGCGACGGGCUACGGAGGCGAAGAGGACGACUCUCAAGGAUCGGAUCUGCCCAGCUCCCGAACCCACAUCCCAUCAUUAUAUAUGCUCAACUCGAAGCCAGAGGCGGCCAGUCAGGACAUAGAGAAUGACUCCAAUUGCUGGAUGGAUCAGUCGGUGACGCUGGAGGAGCAGGGUCACGGCGGAAAGAACGUGUUAUUCGUGCCCCAGUGCCUGCCGGAUGGUCGCUAUCAGCGCAUCCAGUGCUACUCCUCCACAUCCACCUCGUACUGCUGGUGCGUCAACGAGGAUACGGGCAAGAGCAUUCCGGGCACAUCGGUGAAGAACAAGCGGCCUCAGUGCGACGAGAGUGUGGUGGUGCGACCCAUGAAGGGAUGCACCGAACCGCGGAAGACGCAGUUCCUCAAAGACCUGAAGGCCUACCUCAACACCUCGCUCCUGCCCAGCAGUACCACCGGCAAUUCCACCAUGUGGAAGACGGAUGACGAGCGGAUUGCCACGCUGAGCUUUGUGUAUCUGGACAAGAACAAAAACAAGUCGUGGGAUCGCCGAGAGUGGAAGAACUUCCGCGAUCUGGUCACCAGUGCCAGCAACUUGCGCAGGUGUGGCAAGAAGAUGCCGCGCUACUGCGAUGUCAAUGGGGACAAGAAGAUCUCGCUGGCUGAGUGGCUCAACUGUCUGCAGGCAACCCCGCGGGAAAGUGCCACCACAGCCAAGCCGGCACAGUCAAAUGAAACGGCCAGUCCAAAAUUCCAGGGGGUUAAUCCGGUGGAGCGAUAUCUGAAAGAUUAAUUGGGAAUAGCGAUUCCCUAACCGUGCUGCUGCUGCUACUACUACUCAUUAGAUGUCGUCGUGCCAUGACACACACAAAACCACACGAAAACACAUCCUACACAUCCACAAUAGGGUGGGUCGAUUUUUUGGAUUAACUCUGAAAAUGUAGACAUUUUUGCAGUUUUAUUUUUUUUUGAAGAAAUAUAAUUUCUAAAUGGAGUUUUUGAAGAUCCUUAUUAAAAGAACAAUACGAUAAACCUUAAUUUAUAAUUUUCGCCACUUUUUUAUUUUUUAAGCAUUUAAAUUGUAAGAUUUUUGUUUCAUUUUAAUUACAAAAAAAUGGUACAAGAGACUUAAACGAAUAUGUAACACACUAAAAUGUAAAAAUGCAACAAUACUGGAAUAUCUGAUAAUUAGUAUGUCAUCAACUGGAUCAGUUAGGUUUUAACUGUUAAAUUGUUUGUCUAUAAAUUAUACAUGUUCUUUGGUUUUAAGAAAGUUUUAAUAUCUAAGCCCAGAAUAUGUGGUCCAUAAAAUCGAUUCACCCUUACGCUCACCUACACACAGACACAUUCCUAGCAUUAGAUUCUAUAAUUUACAUGUGUAUGUUACUAAUUCUUAAUUAGUGUUGUAAAUAUUAUCGGACAUAAAUGUUUAAGCUAAGCUA
Messenger RNA from Drosophila subpulchrella, 2971 nucleotides. RefSeq names its product SPARC-related modular calcium-binding protein 2 (gene magu). Gene Ontology annotation, biological process: extracellular matrix organization. Gene Ontology annotation, cellular component: basement membrane. NCBI's taxonomy places the organism in Eukaryota, Metazoa, Arthropoda, Insecta, Diptera, Drosophilidae. Gene Ontology annotation, molecular function: protein binding; heparin binding; extracellular matrix binding. The coding region runs from base 484 to 2322 and encodes 612 amino acids. The transcript has 10 exons. The record is from RefSeq and is a predicted model, not a curated record.